CCGCACGUCGGCGCGCAACAAAAGCUUGGCGAUUCUCGUCGGGUUUUGUUCUUUUGGUGGCGGCAACGAUGAACGAAGCUCGGCAUCGCCAGAGCGGGGACGAACUUCAUGAAUUUCUCUCGGGUUCGAGAGACGAGAAGAGGCACCAAAGAAAAAAGGUGGGAUGCCACGAGAAGAUUGGACCGAAGGCGCAGCUACUUUCGAGCGCAUUCUUGUUUGCGUUCCUCGUUUUGCUGUUUCUAGGUACGUUCUUCAACAGAAAGAUCGUUCUGGACACUCCAUUGCCGAGGCACGGGGCGCACAAGAAGCUCAUCUCGUCGGAAGAUGAGCAGCGCACGAAGCUUGUGCCGAGCAGCGACAAACAAGUGCUCAAAUUCCUCCAAGGGUCUCCGGAGAUUGAUUCGAUCAAGUUGCAGAACAACGGGUUCUUGAGGAUCGGGCUGGUGAAUUUUCCAAAGCCGGAUGUUGCAAAGUGGAAGGCUCUUGGCGGAGGCCGAAAGCCGGUACUUUUUAGCAUCGACAAAAAGAGAGAUUUUUCCUGGUCGGCUUUUUUCCCCGAGGCCAUCGACAGAGACGAAGAAGUCCAGAACAGAGAGUGCCCGGACAUGCCACUGCCAUCGGUUCCAGAAGAUCUCAAGCUCGACUUUGUUGUGGCGAGAAUACCGUGUGGCGAAUCCAACUUCAGAGACAUCGACCGCUUGCAGGCUGCGGUUUCUGCUGCUCAUAUUUCUCUCAAAACUGGCGCCUCACACAUCAUUGGAGUAAGCGAUUGUAUGCUUGAUCCAAACGUUUUUAAGUGCAAGGAGCUUGUCCGGCAAGAGAAAGGUGUUGGGCUUUACAAACUCGAUCUGGAAAGGAUUGGAAAGCUAAUGAGCUUACCAGUUGGCUCUUGCAAGACUGUUCAAGUUCCAACGCUGACAAGUGAGCAUACUGUUUCUCGAGAAGCUUAUGCGACCAUCCUCCAUUCCGUCAAGUCUUACGUCUGUGGAGCGGUGCUUCUCGCUCACAGCAUCCGAAAGAGUGGCUCGACUCGAGAUUUAAUUCUGGUUAUAGACCAACACAUAAAUCUCGAAGACAGGCAGGGGUUAGAAGCUGCUGGCUGGAAAAUCCAUCACAUUGAAAGGAUCAGGAACCCGAGAGCUCGUCCAGACGCUUACAACGAGUGGAACUACAGCAAGUUCCGGCUAUGGCAGCUGACGCAGUAUGACAAAGUCGUGUUCAUAGACGCGGACGUGGUGGUGACGAGAAACAUGGACUUCCUCUUCGACUUACCGGAGCUGUCCGCGGCCCGCAACCACAAGAGCGUUUUCAACUCCGGAGUGAUGGUGAUAGAGCCGUCCAACUGCACUUUCAACUUGUUGGUGGACGGGAUCUCUCGGAUCAAGUCGUACAACGGCGGGGACCAAGGCUACCUGAACGAGAUCUUUACGUGGUGGCACAGGCUUCCCAGGAGCAUGAACUUUCUCAAGCACUUUGACGACGAUGCCGAAGAGAACGAGUACAAGAUGGAGCUCUUUGCCGCCGAACCUCCGGUGCUGUACGCUGUGCAUUUCCUGGGAAGAAAGCCGUGGCUCUGCGGGAGGGGCCCCGACUGUAACGCGAAGAUCUCGUCACAGAGGAUGUUUUCCAACGAUUUCGUGCACUCCAAGUGGUGGAGCUGGCAUGAUGAAAUGCCGGUGGAGCUACAGCGGCUGUGCCGGAUCAAUCCAAAGAGAAGAUUGUCUCCACCGACUGUUCGUCAGGCACAAGCAUCCAGCGAAAAGAGAAGAUCAAGUUUCUCGAGAUUUAAAAGGAAAACGCACCCGGUUACACAGUGAAGGUUCUUCCCUUUUAAAUCCCUUUUUCUCCUCUCUCGCUCCAAUUCAAUUUUCGGAGCUCUAGAACAGUAGGAUCAUCACCAAGAGGGGUAAAACGUCCCUCUCUGUUUUUGACUCUAUGUAUUCUUUCUUUUUCCC
Messenger RNA from Selaginella moellendorffii, 1955 nucleotides. RefSeq names its product UDP-glucuronate:xylan alpha-glucuronosyltransferase 1. NCBI's taxonomy places the organism in Eukaryota, Viridiplantae, Streptophyta, Lycopodiopsida, Selaginellales, Selaginellaceae. Bases 69 to 1817 code for a protein of 582 amino acids. The transcript is spliced from 5 exons. Gene Ontology annotation, molecular function: glycosyltransferase activity. The record is from RefSeq and is a predicted model, not a curated record. Gene Ontology annotation, biological process: xylan biosynthetic process.